ACAGAACUUUCUGGUGGUGUAGCUUCAUUGUACAAGCAGUAUUCAAAGAAUGCUUCUUUUUUUCUUUUUUUUUUUUUUUUUUUUGUAAUUGGGUGUACAAAAUGUAUGUGCAUAUGUACUGUAAAAUACUUGGUUUGCUUUGAAAUCAACAACUAAAAUGUGAUGAAAGGUUUGUCUGUUUCUGUUUUGGAGUACAAUGAAACUCUCUCAUUUUGAUAAAAUAGCCAUUAAUGCUUAUAAAUCCUUGUGGUACUUAUUUUCUUAAAACUUUCCAACAGUAAUAAUUUUAAUAUUAAUUUGAUGCAUGAAUGGGUACUCAAAGUUCAGUCAAACUUCCCGACGCUGUAAAAUGCGCUUUUAAUUUAGGGUUAUAUUUUGUGCUACCGCUACUUAAUACGCUGGAACGUGCAGAAACAGUGGAAGCCACUGCUAACAACCAAUGGCGGGCAAUGGCAACUGAGGUACAAACGCGAGCGCGCCCCCACCCGCUGCGAGCGUGCGCAUGCGCUCUUGCGGUGCCUGCCGUCUUUCCCGCUUUUUUCUGGCUAUCGGGGUAGCGGGAGGACCGCGCUCAGUAGCAGGCAGGCAAGGCCAGGGAGGGCUGCGGGGCGAGGCAGGGCAGGCUCGUUACCGCCUGCUGUGGGGAGUGAGUGAGUCGGAGGUAGGCAAGGUAGGCACUGAGAGCGUGGAGGGGGCCGUCAGCAGGCGGAGCGACGAGGCUGAAGGGUGGCUGGGUGGGGCAGGGCACCUCGUCAGCUGUGAGGCUGUCAAUGGGAAGCAGUCCCGCACGUGUGGGACUCACAGAUACUGCUUUAUUUCAGAUCUUUGCAGGCUGAGAGAAAUAAGGAGGGGUGAAGUACAGAAUAUGCUGGAAAGAUUUGGAGCUGACAUUAACAAAGCUCUCUUAGCCAAGAGGAAAAGAUUAGAAAUGUAUACAAAAGCCUCACUCAAAACCAGUAACCAGAAGAUUGAACAUGUUUGGAAGACACAGCAGGAGCAGAGGCACAAGCUCAAUCAUGAGUUCUCCCAGCAGUUCCUGACUGUGUUUCAGCAGUGGGAUGUAGAUGUGCAGAAAGCAGAGGAACAGGAAGAAAAACUAGCGAAUAUGCUUCGUCAGCAACAAAAAGUUUUUCAACAGGCAAGAAUAGUUCAAAGUCAGAGACUGAAAACUAUUAAGCAACUAUAUGAGCAAUUCUUAAAGAGCAUGGAAGAGCUAGAGAAAAACAAUGAAACUCUUCUAGCUGGUGCACAGAAUGAACUUCGCAAAGAAAUGGCUAUGCUACAGAAGAAGAUCAUGAUGGACACUCAACAGCAGGAGAUGGCAACCGUUCGCAAGUCUCUUCAGUCCAUGUUAUUCUGACGGCUCAAUGGAGAAACAACUUGUACCUAAGUAACACGAUACAAGUAUAGGCGUUAGCCAUGAAGAACUUUAUCUUAAGAUUUAAGUGUUUUAAAGCUCCUAUUAAAUACUUUAGUGGAUUGUUCUAAUCUUGUGUCUGAUAAUGUUGUAAGAGGGUAUAUUAGUAAAUCUGUUUCUAAGGGGAACAAACCCCUAACCAA
Molecule: messenger RNA, 1560 nt
Organism: Tympanuchus pallidicinctus (lesser prairie-chicken)
Lineage: Eukaryota; Metazoa; Chordata; Aves; Galliformes; Phasianidae
Gene: SYCP3
Product: synaptonemal complex protein 3
Exons: 7
Coding region: 503-1360 (285 amino acids)
Biological process (GO): meiotic cell cycle; spermatid development
Cellular component (GO): synaptonemal complex
Source: RefSeq, a predicted model, not a curated record